Malassezia vespertilionis is the source of this 7623-nucleotide messenger RNA. It is a transcript of the gene UTP10, whose product is annotated as snoRNA-binding rRNA-processing protein utp10. The coding region runs from base 1 to 7623 and encodes 2540 amino acids. Lineage: Eukaryota; Fungi; Basidiomycota; Malasseziomycetes; Malasseziales; Malasseziaceae. The transcript is spliced from 2 exons. Gene Ontology annotation, cellular component: t-UTP complex; small-subunit processome; 90S preribosome. The record is from RefSeq and is a predicted model, not a curated record. Gene Ontology annotation, molecular function: nuclease activity; DNA binding; snoRNA binding. Gene Ontology annotation, biological process: maturation of SSU-rRNA from tricistronic rRNA transcript (SSU-rRNA, 5.8S rRNA, LSU-rRNA); positive regulation of transcription by RNA polymerase I.
AUGUCUUCAUCGCUUGCAGUGCAGCUUGCUGGACUCCGCUCGCACAAUGCGACGCGGCUCUCAAGCAGCGGCUCGCUUACUGCAAGAGACUCGUACCUUUUUACGCCGCGCGUAGCUGCGGAACAAGAUCACGAAACGGUGCAUGCGCUCGGCGUCACCGGCUGGGAGCAGCUGCUAGACCAAGACCCCGUCCUAGCCGAUUGGCAGUAUGGGGAUUUGCUAUUUGGUGAUCGCAGCAUCAAGAUGGAUCGCACGACCAUGACCAAAGCGCAGAACCAGGAGCUCGACCGCGCUGCACGCGAGCUGCUCUACCUGUUGGGGCCUGUGCUUUUAUCGCGGAAUGCAGCCAAGUGUCUCGAGUGGCUCAUCCGGCGCUUUCGUAUACAGGAGUACGUACCGAAAGCCUUGCUUCGUGCAUUCCUGCCGUACCACGCGACGUCCCAGUUUGCGCGCAUCCUGCAGCUCCUUCCACUCGACGCAAUGCCCGAAUUCCACUUUCUUGUGCCGGUAAAGAAGGCCAACACGCCGCUCCCGACUUCGGUGCUUGUGCACGCACUUGGAAAUACGGACGUUUUACGCUUUGUCUCCGAUACGCGCGUUCCUCUGCGCGACGUUCCCCGUCGGCUCGCUGUCCGGUUCUGGGCCGCGACGCUGAUUCAGUUCUGCUUGCAGCACGCCGCAAAGAGCGCCAAGCCACGCCGGAAAGGCGGCGAUGUACAAGCAGUGCUGGCAAUUUUGCUGCCCGACGCGAUGCGCUUCGUCGAGAAGCCAGAGGAUACGGAGGCUGCGAUUGGCGCGCUCAUGGUUCUUUGCUCGAUCGGCACCGCCUUUCCACUGAGCUGUGCUGGCGUGCGAGGUGUCCUGGACGGGAUUGCGACGCUCAUGCGCCCUGAACUUUCUGCCGAGCUCACGCGCGCCGUUGUCGCAUGCUGCUUUGCGCUCUGUGCGAGUCCCGAGCACGUCCCCGACCCUCUCGCCGAGCAAGAACGCCAGCGCCUGGUAUCCGGGAGCACGCUACAAGCACUGCUACAGCUCCCUGAGCUCAGUGCACAAGUGCUGCGUGCACUGCAGGACCGCGACGUGGCGUGCUUCCUCGCGCAGCUGCUUGCGGGCCUUGUCGAGGCCGCGCCGCAUCCUCCCGCGCUUGCCCUGCUGCGUACGCUGCUCGACGACCCAGCGCUGCCCGAAGCGCUUGCCCAGCGGACGUGCGAGCGCCUGAUUACCAUGCACGCUGACGAGGUAUGGCACGCGCGGAUCGAGCUGCUUGCCAGUGUGCGCCAGCGCCGCGCGUCGGUGCUGGACGCUGCGCUCGCCAUCGUUCGUGCGGAGGACGAGCAGCGCGCAUGGUCGGCCUUGCGCGCUGUUUUAGAGUGCGAAGCCACCGGAACAGCACACGCGUGCGACGCACAAGACGCGCUGUGGCUCGGUGUGCAGAGCGCCGACGAGACGCAGAAGCUGCUUGCGCUGCGUGCGCUUUUUGCCGCGGUUACGCGCGGCGAGAUUCGCGCGCAGGACACGCUUGUGCGCGACGCGAUCCUUACUGCGCUUGCCGACGGUGCGUUGCCGGUGGUACAAGUGCUGUACGAGCACGCUGCUGUGCUUCUUGCUGCUGUCGCCCCCCUUGCUCUACUCGAUGCCAUUGCCGCGCGUCUGCACGCCGAGUCGCUUUCCGCCAAAGAGUACAAGCAGCAUGUGCGUUUCUGCACGGGCCCGCUCGCGGAAGCAAACGCCGCGCUCGGUGCGUCUAUCUGGCGCCGCAUUUUAUGGCCGUUCCUCCUCCCUGUCGGCAGUGCGAAACUCGUCGCGAUUGCAGCCGAUGCCGUUCCGCGCCUCGAUACGCUUCCUGUGCUUGCGAGCGCGCUUGCGAGCGCGCCAGCGCCCGGCGACGACCGUAUUGCAUUCCUUUCCUUUGUCGUGCGUGCGUACGUCGCGAUGGUCCGUGACGAGCCCGAGGCGCAACAGCUUGUCCAUGCGCAGUUCCUUUUGGACGAGCUCGACCGUGCGCCUGUCGCACGCAGCGGCGUCCUCGCUCUGCUUACACUCGCCGAGCUGCUCUCGACCAAGGAUGCACUCGCGCCGAGCGUCUGGAUCCCAACCGCGUACCGCGCCACCAUCCUUGUGUACGACCAUCAAUUACUCGCCGGGGACGUGAAGGAAGUUGUACUUGGCGACGCACUGAGCGCACAGCUCCUCACCCAAGUCCUGGACAAGCUCUCCCGCCGGAGUGUGCGCCUGCUUGGCGUGCAGCUGUACAGUGCCGUGCUGGAGCAAGUGCCGCUGGAGGACAGCGCGUCGCUGUUUAUUGCCGUGCAGCAGCGCGCGUCGGCGAAUGCACAGCUGCUCCUGCAUCUCUACCGGGCGCUGCAUGCACCGGGCGCUGGCACCGCCGCCGGACAGAUUCUUGCGCCGGCUCUGUUUGCAAGGCUUGGAGCCCAUGCAAUAGCUUUCCUUGCCGGUGUAUAUGCCUCAACGUCCAGCGCCGAGCCGCCGCAUCCGGCCACGACGCUUGACGAGGUGACCAGAGCGCUUACGCAACCCUACGUCUCUUUGCCCGACGUCCCGCUGCGCCUUUUGGCCUUGCGCCACGCGACGCAUCUUUUGCACGCGGCAGCGGCGCGGUGCGUCGCUUGGGACUUGCAAACGCUUUUUCCCACCCUGGUGCUUACCCUCCAAGACGCGACGCCAGUCCUGCGCGAUGCCGGUGCCGCGCUUUUGCGCGCAUGGCACGCCAUGCACCAAGCCGCGCCGCUUCCCGCAGCCGUGUACGGAUACGACACGGUGUACGGCACGGCGAGUGCGGCGCUGCAGUACGUAGAUGCACCGACGUUUAUGGAGUAUGUCGCACGUCUUGCAGCCGAUGCGGAAGCGUUUGUGAACGAUGCCGCGGCGCUUGCCGCGGCGCAUACCGCCAUGUUGGCCGGCACCAAAAAAGAUGCGGUGCUGUUUCGCAGCAAGAUCGUGUGCUACUUGCUGAGCCAUGCAGUGAGCUGGGAUGCGCUGGAUGCGCGGCUUGCGCUCCUUGGCGCUGUGCAGCAUGUACACGCUGCUGAAAAGAUGUCUACGGUGCUGCCCCUGCUGGAGGCGCUCAAGACAGAAGGCCACGCGGAUGCGCCGGGAGCCUACCUGGAUCUCUUGUUUGGUGUGUACGACGCGUCGAGCGUUGCGUACGUCGGCGAUGCUGCGUGGCGUCUCCUUCUAGACGCGCUCCGUGCCGAUGCACACAAGAGCGGCAUGCAGCAUGCGGCGCUGCAUGCAUUGCGCACGGGUUUCUUUGCCGCGCUGCCGCCCGCCAAGCGCCAACAAGUAUUCCUUGCGCUUGCCGAGACCAUUGCCGAUCCACGCACCGCCGCCGAUCCCGACGCAACCAAGCUCCUCCGCACCUUGCCCGUCUCGGACGCUGUGCUCGUUGCUGUGUUGCGCGCCUUGCUCUCUGCGCUGGACGAGCCCGAAGAGCACCAAGGCAAGCGCGUGCGUGGAGACGAGGAGGGCAUGCGCCGCGCCGCGGUGACGCUUGUCACGGUGCUUGAAAGCACGCAAGGACGCACGGUGGGCAUGGGCGCUGCGCUGGUUGCCGCGCUCUUUGACACGGUGCAAACUGCCAUGCGCCUGCACAGCUCUGUGCUCUUCAACGCCGAGUAUCUGCUGCAGCUUGCGAUGCAGACGCUGUGCGACCUGUUUGACCACGUCACAAGCCUUCCCCACGAUGUGGCCAAGGCGGUGCGGGCCGAUACCAUUGUCGCAGCGAUCAAAGUGUCUACCAACACGCAGACAAUCAACCACGCCAUUCUCCUGCUUACGCGCUUUGCGCGCCUCGAUGCCGAGCUCGUGCUGCACAAUAUCAUGCCGAUCUUUACUUUUGUCGGCCUCUCGAUUCUCCAGCGCGACGAUCGCUUCACGCUGUCGGUGGUCGAGCAGACGCUGCGCAGCAUCAUGCCUGCAUUUAUCAACUCCGUGCGCCCGCAGGUAGUGAAUGCGGGCGAUGCACAGCUCGCGCUUUGGUGCGAGACGCGCAGUCUGCUGCGCAUCUUUUCCGACGCCGCCUCGCACAUCCCGCGCCACCGCCGCCUCGUCUUUUUCCGGCUGCUCGUCGAGGUUUUGGGCGCAGACGACUUUCUUGCGCCGGUCGCCAUGCUUCUCGCGGCGCGCGCAGAGCACCGCGUUUGCAAGUCGUACGCAAAUGCAGCCAACUUGCUGCAGCUUCCGCUCGGCGUGCUCAAAACAGAGCGCCUCGCGGCACGCAUCGACGCGCUCAACCAGAUUUGGGCCGAAGUGGUGCGUUUGUACAGCGGUGCAGCGCACUGUUUCCUCGAGGCAGAGCCGAAGCGCGAGUACUCGGAGGAGCACAUGUCGCCUUCGCGCCAAGCACUCACGCUCCUUGCCCUCCUGCGCCACGCACUGCCCCCUGACGCCGACGCAAAAGCACUCGAAAGCGUCGCGCCUGGUCUCUUGCAGUUUGCAUGGUACUCACUCCUGGUGCAGCCUGCCGACGAGGGCGGCCAACAAGCGCUGGACGCUGUGCGUCACGCUGUGAUUUGCCUCCUGCCGCUGCCGCACUUUCUCCUGCUCGUGCGUGCGCUGCUGUGUGCACAGCGCACCGCACCGAAGCUGCACGGCGCCAUUCCCAGUGCUAUCCCCGACGCCACACUGCACGCCAUGGGCCUCGAUCUUCUGCAGACGCGCCAGAUGCGCGGCGCAGGCACCGAAGCAAUGGCCGCACUCAACGAGGCGCUCCUCCAGCUGUGGGAGACGCAGCACAACGACACGAUCGGCUCGCGCGCGCUCGCGGCACUGCACGCCAACAUCGCCGCGUCUGGCGCCGCCGAGCAGCCGAGCUUGCAGGCACUGAUUUCGCCGCUGCUGUUGCACGCAUCGUCGACCAAUGUGCUCGCCGUGCUCGCCGUGCUGGUCGCCCACCUCGGCGUGCGUGCUUUGGCGCAGCUCGGUGCAUUGGUCGCCGCUGCGAGCGCUGCGACAGAUACACAGCACAGCGCGACGCACGUCGCGGCAGGCCUUACGCUCUUCACCGCGCUCUUCCGUGCCCUGCCGCAGUUUAUGCACGGGCAUGUCCGGCGCGCGGUGCGUGCAUUGAGCGACGCGACGAUGCAGGCUAUGCUGCGCGCCAAAUCGCACUUGACCAUUCGCGCAGCGCACCGCCAUUUGCAGGACGCCAUUGUGAAGCGCAUGCCUGCGGCGACAUUGUUGGAUGCCGUGCAGCAGACAUGGCGCGAGUGGGCGGCCGAUGCGCAGCAUCAGCCCUCGCUCGUAUCCUUGCUGCAUAUCCUCCAGCAAGGCGUUAAGGAGAUGGACAAGGCCGCGGUGCAUGCGCAGUACAAACCUCUUUUCCGCUUCCUCUUGCACGCGCUUGAUUUGGGAGGCGCGCCGGCGGAGCGUGCCGUGCAUGUAUACGUGGCGCUCGCGCUCAAGCUCAGCGAAACGCAGUUCCGCCCGCUCUUCUUGCGCACGUAUGACUGGGCUGCCGUCGAUCUCUUGGAGGACGACGCGCCGGACGAGGGCGCUUUGCGCGCACGCCAGCUUGUGUUUUUCCAGGUGGUCAAUGCACUGCUCGAGCAGCUGCGUGGCAUGUUUGUCGCGUACUAUGGCGUCCUACUCGAUCUUGCGCAGGAAAGUUUGGGGUCAAGCGGUGCAGGGACGCCGCUGUGGCACGCUGUGCUUCGCAGUCUCCAGCUUGCUACCGAAUUUGACGAAGGCACGUUUUGGAAUUCGGCGCGCGCAAGUCGGCUCAUGACACCGCUGCUGGACCAGGUGCCGCUGAUUUCGCGCGAUGAUCAGCAUGCAUUGCAGGCUGUCGAGCGCGCUGUGAGGGGCUUGGCGGACGCCGUGCCCGACGAUGCGAAUCUUCGCGCGGUGAACGCGGCGCUGCUCAAGCACGCUGCAGCGCCCUCGGUCGAUGUGCGAAUGCACGCUAUGGAUAUUGCUGCUGCACUAUGGAGUGUGCAUGGCCUCAAUCUCCUCGCAUUCGUUCCUGAAACGGUCGCGGCAUUGACGGAGCUCUUGGAGGACAUUGAUCCGCGCUGUACCGCCGCGGCGCUGCGUCUGCGCACAGAGAUUGAAAAAGCACUCGGCGAGCCACUGGACUCGUACUUGGACGCCUUGGGCGUGCGAGGCCUCUUCCCCUACCUCCGCCGAGUCCAUCCGCGCACCUUCCAAAAGGUCACGCAGUACAAGCAGCUUGCGUACGCACGUGUUGCAGUGUACGUUUUUAUCAAUCUUGCUCAUCCUAGCGACGCGACGCUUCUCACCCAGAAACUCUUUUUCAGCGCGCCGGAAGAUAUGGGCGUGCACCUUGCUGGAUUCUUUCGUCUUGUGCGUGGCCUGCGCAGUGUACAUGCUACACCCAUUAUGGUGUUUGACAAUCUCACGAUGCGGCUUCCUCUGAAGUUUCGCGAGCAGCAGCGAAGAGUCGAGCGCAGGGCACUGGCUUCGCACCGACUCCACGUAGAGACAGUGCGACUGGAUCGUGUGCGUGCUUUACAGUGUGCCACAGCGCAGUUUGAGUGUUGCACACGCGAUGCACAGCAGCGUGUACACAAGGUGCUCAGCGCACUGCGCGCAGAGCACGCAGUGCCCAGUGCAGAAGCACACCAAGUGGUUCUUGCGCAGCAAUUCCAUGCACUGCACCGUGCUUAUACCCUCGGUCUGCCUGCAGAUACCUCUGCGCAGUAUACCCCGUCCUCGUCACAGCUCCAUGUUUCUGCCGUGGAAGGCUGCGUGCACGAUGCGCUAUUGCGGUGCAGCGUCUUGGACGACGGGCGGCUCCUUGUGUAUGGCGACGCACUUCAGGCCCUGGACGCGCCUCCGGACCCAAAACUAGCGCCGUGCACUGGCACGGCAGAGUGGCUGUAUGCACGGAGCGCGGAGCUGCACGCUACGUAUACACGUGGCGCGCGAACGAUGCGCGCGAGUUUGUACGACGAAUGCAUUGCGCUCUGUAAACUGCUGCACGUCCCCUACUUUAUCGUCGGUGAUGGCGCUGCUGGCGGCGAUGCGCUGCACGAGGCCGAGGCAUUUGCAAGCGCGCUCGUCCAGCAGGGAUUCGCCGACAUGGUCGCAAGCGAGGACAGUGAUGUGCUCUUGUACAAUGUGCCGCUUUUGCGUGGACUUGCAGGCACGGCCAGUGCCGCAGAGAUGGUCGAUCCACGCACGAUGCGCUCGGCACUUUUCCCGGGAGAUACCGAGGUCAUGCAGCAGGAAAAAAUGCUCCAGUUCGCACUGCUGUGCGGCACCGAUUUUAACGAGACGGUCCCUGGCAUCGGCAUUGUCGGCGCGCACAAACAUAUCGGGACGUUUGCUUCGGUAGAGCGCCUCUUGCUUGAAAAGGGGAACGCGUUUGCGCCGCCAAACGGCGUCUCGUUCGCUGCGUACAUGGAGCAAUUGCUUGCCGCUGCCAACGUAUUCCGCAAUCCGCCCGACGUCGCACUGCUUGCAGAGCGUGCAGGCUUGACGCAAGGCACGCCGUAUACCCCAGCGUUGAGGCCGCUCUGGUCGAAUUUCUUGCAAGUGUGCCCUUCGGUCCACACGCCGUACGCGACGUACGACGAGCGAAAAGCGUUUGCGUACCUCUCCGAGAACGGCGUACCGUGCGAGCGUCUCGGCACUGUAUAG